CCCCCCCUUCCAAUGGCCGCCUGCUCCCUCCGCCUCGUCCCCCGAGCGCCGCCUUCGCCUCGACUUCCCCGCGGAUGGUGGCAUGUUUACAUUUACGCGCUUCAGUAACUCACUGAAAAACGUCUGCUAGAAAUCUCACACAAACCGGCGAGAUCUCACAGAGACGAGAUUUCAGACGAGAGGUGAUCACCCCCCCCUCUGCCGCUCGCCCUGCCCUGGACCCCAUGCUGAGGAGAUGUCGUCAGGCAGGCCCAUCAAAUGCGUCGUCGUGGGCGAUGGGACCGUCGGCAAGACCUGCAUGCUGAUCUCGUACACGACCGACUCCUUCCCCAAGGAAUACGUCCCCACCGUCUUCGACAACUACUCAGCCCCCAUGGUCGUCGAUGGGAUUCCCGUGUCGCUGGGGCUCUGGGACACGGCCGGCCAGGAGGACUACGACCGACUCAGGCCCCUGUCGUACCCGCAGACGGACGUGUUCCUGAUCUGCUUCAGCGUGGUGUCGCCGUCGUCCUUCGAGAACGUCACGUCUAAAUGGUACCCGGAGAUCAAGCACCACUGCCCCGAUGCGCCCAUCAUCCUCGUCGGCACGAAAAUCGACCUGCGGGAGGACAAGGAGACGCUGGCCAUGCUGGGCCAGGCGGGCCAGUCGCCGGUCAAGCGCGAGUCGGGCCAGAAGCUCGCCAACAAGAUCCGCUCGGUCAAGUACAUGGAGUGCUCGGCCCUCACGCAGAGGGGCCUCAAGCAGGUUUUCGAUGAGGCGGUGCGUUCUGUCCUCCGGCCGGAACCCGUGAAAAGAAGACAGAGGAAGUGUGCGUUACUUUAAAAAAAAGGAAGAAAGGAGGAGGAGGAGGAGGAGGAAGAGGAGAAUAAAUAUGGAGGAAGAGGAGGAGGAGGAGGAGGAGGAGGAAGAAGAAGAAGAGGAGCUUUAAAAAAAAGGAAGAUGAAGAGGAGGAUAAAAAUGGAGGAAGAGGAGAAGGAGGAGGAGGAGGAAGAGCUUUAAAAAAGGAAGAGGACGAGGAGGAAGAGGAAGAGGAAGAUAAAAAGGUAGGAAGAGGAAGAGGAGGAAGAAGAGGAGCUUUUAAAAAAAGGAAGAGGACGAGGAUGAAGAGGAAGAAGAGAGAGUAAAAAGGGGAAACGAAAAGGAAGAAGAGAAAUGACGAUGAUGAAGAGGAGGAAGAGGAAGAGGGAGAAGAAGGAAAGAAAAGAGAGUUAGUGUGCGUUGCUUUAAAAGAGGAAGAGGAAGAGGAGGAGAAGGAAGGAAGGAAGGAAGGAAGGAAGGAAGGAAGGAAGGAAGGAAGGAAGGAAGGAAGGAAGGAAGGAAGGAAGGAAGGAAGGAAGGAAGGAAGGAACAAAUGGGAGAAGAGGAGGAGAGGAAGAAAUGAAGCUAGGGAGAGGUGGUUGAGGGAAGGAUAUGGAAAGGAAAAUGAGAGAGAGAGAGAGAGAGAGAGAGAGAGAGAGAGAGAGAGAGAGAGAGAGAGAGAGAGAGAAAGAGAGAGAGAGAAAGA
This is a messenger RNA of Penaeus indicus, 1505 nucleotides long. RefSeq names its product ras-related C3 botulinum toxin substrate 1-like (gene Mtl). Gene Ontology annotation, molecular function: GTPase activity; GTP binding. Gene Ontology annotation, biological process: small GTPase-mediated signal transduction. Bases 236 to 823 code for a protein of 195 amino acids. The transcript is spliced from 7 exons. The record is from RefSeq and is a predicted model, not a curated record. NCBI's taxonomy places the organism in Eukaryota, Metazoa, Arthropoda, Malacostraca, Decapoda, Penaeidae.